CCCCCCCUUCAUUCCCCCGGUUGAGGAAGUGAAUUCGCUGACAGGGCUGGGCUCAGACGCGCAGGCGAAGAAAAACAGCAGCUCUUCGGAAGGGAUAGAAUAAUAACAGAACGAAGAGAGCCUAUGCAAAAUAAGCGAGAUAAAAGCUAAAUAAAGCACCACAGUUCAUCCACUUCCGAGAGCGACACCGAGAGCCGCAAACAUGAAUGACCAGCAAUUGGACUGUGCCCUGGAUCUGAUGAGGCGCCUCCCACCGCAGCAGAUUGAGAAGAAUCUCAGUGACCUCAUUGAUCUGGUGCCCUCUCUGUGUGAAGACCUGCUGUCCUCUGUGGACCAGCCCCUGAAGAUUGCUCGUGACAAAGUAGUGGGCAAGGACUAUUUGCUCUGUGACUACAACCGCGAUGGCGAUUCCUACAGAUCCCCCUGGAGCAAUAAGUAUGAGCCGCCAAUUGACGAUGGUGCCAUGCCGUCUGCACGACUCCGCAAGCUAGAGGUGGAGGCCAACAAUGCGUUCGACCAGUACAGAGACCUGUACUUUGAGGGCGGAGUGUCCUCCGUGUACCUGUGGGAUCUGGAUCACGGCUUUGCAGGUGUCAUCCUGAUCAAAAAGGCGGGCGACGGCUCCAAGAAGAUCAAAGGGUGCUGGGACUCCAUCCACGUUGUGGAGGUUCAGGAGAAGUCCAGCGGCCGGACAGCCCACUACAAGCUGACCUCUACUGUGAUGCUGUGGCUCCAGACGACCAAGACGGGCUCUGGCACCAUGAACCUGGGAGGCAGCCUCACCAGACAGAUGGAGAAAGACGAGACGGUGGGAGAAUCCUCCCCUCACAUUGCCAACAUUGGCCGCCUGGUGGAGGAUAUGGAGAAUAAGAUUCGCUCCACCCUAAAUGAGAUCUACUUUGGGAAGACCAAGGACAUUGUUAAUGGACUGAGAUCUAUUGACUCUUUGCCCGAUAAUCAAAAGUACCGGCAGCUCCAGAAGGAGCUGUCUCAGGUCCUCACCCAGCGGCAGAUCUACAUAGACAACUAGGGCUGGAGGACUGUUCAGACACUGGCUGACAAGUCAAAGCAGGAAGCCCUGAAGCAAGACCUAUUGGAGGCAUUCAAACGCAAGCAGCAGAGUUAGAUGCUCUCUGUCUCUCCCCCGCUCCCUCUCUGUCUUUCUGUCUGUCUCUCUCCCUCGCUCUCUCUUUCCCACCUCCUUUCCACAUAUUUCUUCCAUUUCACUCUGAACAUCAUGUCCCUUUCUGUUUCUGUCUCACUCCAUCGCUCCCCUUUUCUCUGUCUCACUGUAAGUGCUGCACACUUGUUCAUCAGUCAGAAUUCUAAAGAAAAGGCAUUUUUUUCAAUUGUUCUCUUUCUCUCCUGGAAGCAUCUCAUCUUCAAAAAAAGACAUCCACUCUCCAUGUUGUUACUGUUAUGAAUAUUAGUGUUAUGAUUGUUAAUUAUUAUAAUACAUUAUGACAACAAUGUUAAUAACCCCUGAAGCUCUUUCACUGUUGGCUUUUCAAAGGGCGAGUUAUGAAAGAAGCACCCCUCUGCCCUACACCCUACCUCUUUUUCAAGGUUAAGUGGAAGGGGGAAUGCAAUCAAUAGAGGCUGACUAAAGCAAGGGGUGGGUGGGGGAUUGUGCUGAUUAAGUACUGGUUAUCAUUUUCAGCAACUAUUUAUUUUCUAUUCUUAUAUUGAUUAUAUAUAUAUUGUAAUAUUGGUGUUAUCUCUGCCCCCCAUCUCCCUGUAAUAAAUAUAUUUGUUACUCUUCUGGCUGUAAAGAGGUUGGGGAGGCAUUCACUGGCUUUUUAUUACUAUUAUUAUUACUAUUAUUAUCAUACUGAUUUUUAUUGGGCAACGGUUAGUGCUGUGUCUCUCUUUCUGUCGUGUCGGGGCUUAAGGAAGGGGGACAGACAUGGAGACAGAAAGAUGGGAGAAUGAAUGAACAGAUUUGUUUAUUACUGUUUUUUUCUCAUCCCUCUCUCCCUUUUCUGUUUUUGGGUUCAUUGAUUCUGUAUCUGUCUUGCAGGAAGCUUUUUGUUUGUAUUUUGGUUAUAUUUUUAAAUUGUUUGUUCUUUUUUUGUAAAGCUUACAAUUCAUGUUGUAUUAGAGCCUCCAGCACGAAUAAAACUUAUAAGAUGGUCAAUA
Molecule: messenger RNA, 2139 nt
Organism: Conger conger (European conger)
Lineage: Eukaryota; Metazoa; Chordata; Actinopteri; Anguilliformes; Congridae
Product: F-actin-capping protein subunit beta isoforms 1 and 2
Exons: 10
Coding region: 203-1030 (275 amino acids)
Biological process (GO): actin cytoskeleton organization; barbed-end actin filament capping; cell morphogenesis
Cellular component (GO): F-actin capping protein complex; cytoplasm
Molecular function (GO): actin filament binding
Source: RefSeq, a predicted model, not a curated record